CUCAUAGCGAGCAUGAAGUACAUCAAGUAUACUCUGGCCGACCUCGAUGCCUCAGCAUCCUUGUUUGCCCACCACCUACGGGACAACGGACUGCUGGAUGGACGUUCCAAAGGAGAUGUCACCAGUAGGAUGACUGUUGGACUUCUAGGCGUUAGCAACAUAAGUUAUGUAGUCACCGAGAUGGCGCUUUAUCGAAUGGGCUACUCUGCACAUUCUUUUUACCCAGAGAAGACGCGAUGGGACCCUAUAUUACAGUGGGAGGAUGAACAUCUUCUUCCAGCCACGAUCAUUCACUCAAGCGGAUCCACUGGUUUCCCAAAACCAAUUAUUGCAACAAACAAAGCGGCUGUCGGCAACUGCGCCAUGAAUUUCGGUCUUACGAGUUUAUCGACCUUGCCAUUGUAUCAUGGAAACGGUCACUCCAAUGUUUAUCGUGCAAUUCAUGCCGCAAAACCAAUGUACCUCUUCCCAACUGGAUUGAUUCCAUUGACCUCUACCAAUGUUAUCAAGCUUCUCGAGCAAGCUCCGGAUGUGGAGGCUCUAUUUGGCGUUCCUCUGGCAUUGAAACUCCUCGCCGAGACUACUGAAGGUCUGCAGGUCCUCAAGAGCCUUAAACUUGUCACGUUCGGCGGAAGUCCAUGUCCUGACGAGCUCGGCGACUUCCUUGUCAACGAGGGUAUCCGCUUGGUAUGCCAAUAUGGUCUUACUGAAAUGGGUCAACUCAUGACGUCUCUUCGGGACUUUGAGACUGACAAGGGCUGGAAUUGGGUGCGCGCUAAGGGGCCGAAUGUGAAAACGAAUGUGAAUGAUUACCUGCGAUUCGUACCGCUGGGCAAUGAUACCUAUGAGCUGCUCGUUUUAGAUGGCUGGCCUACGAAAAAUAUGACCAACCAACCCGAUGGGUCGUACGCAACAAGAGAUCUAUUUAUCAGGCAUCCCACCAUCCCAGAUGUAUACAAGUUCAUCGGGAGAAUCGACGACACCCUGGUCAUGGUUAACGGCGAGAAGACAAAUCCUGUCCCGAUGGAGCUCACCCUUCGCUCGUCGCCCUACGUUGCGGAUGCCAUCAUCUUCGGUGCCGGCCGCAUUCAGAUUGGAGCUCUGAUUCUUCCAACCGAAAUCGUGAAAGACUGCUCUCCUUCGGAGCUUGUCAAGCUUGUAGCGCCUAUCGUCGCCCUCGCCAAUGCCGAAGCUCCCUCGCACUCACAACUUGCGUCGGAAGCUCUCGUGUUUCUCCCUUACGGCACAGUAAUUCCUCGUGCUGAUAAGGGCAGCAUCCUGAGACCCCGGGUGUAUAAGGAGUUCGAGGGCAUCAUCAAUGAGGCCUAUAAACGGCUAGAGGGUGACAUAGACGAGGAUGGGAAGAGAAAACUGACCGAUGAGGUGGACGCGAGGACGGUCAUUAGAGGCGUAAUCGGCAAGACGGUCGAUACACCCAUCAACAGCCUAGAAGAUGACACUGACCUUUUCGAUUUUGGGCUAGACUCGUUGCAGUCUAGCAGAAUACGGAAUACUAUUCAGAGAGAGAUUUACCUAGGUGGCAAGAAGCUAGCGCCCAACACCGUUUUCGAGCAUCCUUCCAUCACGCAGAUUGCUCGACUCCUGAUUGCACUGUCCUCUGGCAAUGAAGGUGCUCUAGCGCAACGAAACCCGCUCGAGAUCGUGCUGGAAUUUGUUAAGAAGUACAGCUCUUUCACUUAUACACACAAGGCUGAUGUCGACGGAACGAAUGGAGCUGCACGCAACUUAGUCACCCCUCGCGUUGUUGUCUUGACUGGCGCGACUGGGUCUCUGGGAGCAUAUAUUCUGGAUGAACUUCUUUCGGACCCUUCUGUGGCCACUGUUUACUGUCUGUGCAGAGCAAGGGACGAUGCAGAUGCGUCAGGUCGCAUAGCAGCUUCCAUGAAGACAAGGAAGCUAUUAUCUCGCUAUGAGCAGGUUCAGACGCGAGUCAAAGCUCUUGCCUCCGACCUGUCCACCGACAAACUUGGACUUCAGACAGACAUGUACAACGAAAUCGCAACACGGGCAACCCUGAUCAUUCACAACGCUUGGGCGGUCAACUUCAACCUUGGCAUUUCUAGGCAAAGCAAUAGCUUCGAGCCACACAUCCGUGGAGCCGUCAAUUUAAUUAAUCUUGCCCUGGCAUCGCCUCAUCCCCGACCAGCAGACUUCUACUUCGCAUCUUCGAUCAGUGCUGUCGCAGCUUGGCGAGGACCAGGGUCAAUCCCGGAAGCCAUUACGGACGAUCCCUCUGUCGCUCAGGAGAUGGGCUAUGCACAAUCGAAGUGGAUUACCGAGAAGCUCUGUCAAGUUGCCUCCCAGCAGACACCUAUUCGGGCGGGCGUGCUACGAAUUGGCCAAAUGGUGGGAGACUCUCGGAAUGGCGUGUGGAACGAGACAGAAGCUAUUUCGCUCAUAAUCAAGUGCACAGAUACAAUCGGAAUUCUUCCCAACCUUGAAGAGUCAGUUUCGUGGCUCCCUGUGGACUACGCAGCAAAGGCUAUCAUCGAUCUGGUCAAUAUUCCCCCUCAAUGCUCGCCCUUGGGAGAGUGCCCGGUUUGGAACGUGAUUCACCCAAAGCUUGUGCCGUGGACGUCGAUCCUCUCGUCUCUCCAGCAUGCCGGCUUGAAAUUCAAAACCCUCCCGAGGCACGAGUGGAUCAAGGCUUUGCGGGCUAGCCCUGCUGAUGAAGUGAAUAACCCAAGCCGGAAGCUGUUGACCUUUUUUGAGAAUAGAUACGGACAAGAGGAACUGGCUACGCGGUACCCGUCAUUGACUGUGCAAACUGAGACAGCAAGCAAGAGCAUCAGGAACGCACCUAUUGCCGAUGUCGGACUGGUGGGGAAGUGGGUAGCUGCAUGGAGAGAGACAGGUUUUUUGGCUUGAAAGCAGUUGGCUCAAGCUCGUGGAUUCUAGUCGUGACGAAUGAACACUUCGCCCUCUGUAAGUCGAUCAUCAGAAUAGAGAUACUGGAUGCUUGUAUAUGUACGGUAGCUGUAUUUUGUGGCUGUACACAGCCAUAUACCAAACUCGACAAAAUACUUUGCA
Messenger RNA from Suillus bovinus, 3051 nucleotides. Its product is annotated as putative aminoadipate reductase. The record is from RefSeq and is a predicted model, not a curated record. The coding region runs from base 13 to 2889 and encodes 958 amino acids. NCBI's taxonomy places the organism in Eukaryota, Fungi, Basidiomycota, Agaricomycetes, Boletales, Suillaceae. Gene Ontology annotation, molecular function: phosphopantetheine binding. The transcript is spliced from 14 exons.